AUGUACGUUCUCUCUGCUUUGCGUCUUGUCUUUCCGGCCCUUACGGCGGAUCGUCAAUUUCACGAGCGGCCUUCGCUGGCGCGCUAUUCGUCUCCUCCAAGCAUCAAAUUCCUGCUCACCACGCUGCGGAUUUGCUCAGUGGGCAGAACACAGCACAACGGGAUGGCUGACCACAUACGUCCCGUGAAUGAGGGUCGGUCGGCCCAGCUGGACCAGCCUGGCCUUGAGGCAGUGCCAAUUCGACACUCCACCCUGCCGAUCCCGUACGACCCCACGGAGAAGUCAGCGUGGACCUCACACCAGUCAUACCCCGACGCCCCCGCUACCCCAUUGAAAAGACGACGAAUUCUUGGUCUUACUGUGCCUGUUUUCUGGUCCCUCGUUACCGCUCUGGUUGUCAUCCUGGCUGGAGGAAUGGCCGGAGGGGUUGCGGGUGGGUUGGCGGCACAGAAAGCCAACAGCAGCUCGGCGGCCGCUCCGUCGCCUUCAGGCACGGCCGCAGUCGUGUCUCGGCCGAUACCCACAGCCUCCGAGGCGGGUUCCGGCUCCGGCUCCGGCUCCGGCUCCGGCUCCGGCUCCAUACCUCUCGCAUCUACCGCGGCGUCGUCCGCAUACAUUCCGCCACCAACCGGCGUCCGCCCCGCCCCGACCGACGACGGCUGCCCUAACAUCAACCGGACCAGUUACACGCCGACCGACGCCAACGGCGACUCGGUCAAGGUCGGCUCCAACUCGGCCCUGGUUUUCCGGCAGCUCUGCGAGGUCAACUACCCGUCCAGCGCCGAGCUCGGGAACCCGAAUCUCUACGACGUCUUCAAGGUUCUACGUCCCGAAUUUCCGGGAGUGCAUGGACCUGUGCGCAGCGCGUACAGCGGCAACCUCGCCUCGGGCAACGUGGCGGGCGGAGGCUAUUGCCGAUCCGUCGCCAUGAUCAAGCUCCCCGGGGAGUACUGCUAUCUGAAGAACGGGACCGGCGAGACCAGCAAGAUGGAUACUCAGGGACACCCUUAG
This is a messenger RNA of Colletotrichum navitas, 1011 nucleotides long. RefSeq lists its product as uncharacterized. The transcript is spliced from 3 exons. The record is from RefSeq and is a predicted model, not a curated record. Bases 1 to 1011 code for a protein of 336 amino acids. Lineage: Eukaryota; Fungi; Ascomycota; Sordariomycetes; Glomerellales; Glomerellaceae.